AUGGUUAACAUUGGUAUCAACGGAUUUGGCCGAAUUGGUCGACUCGUCUGCCGAGCUUCCUUGGCCCGAGACGACGUCAACGUCGUCGCCAUCAACGAUCCCUUCAUCGAUCUUGACUACAUGGUCUACAUGUUCAAAUACGACUCCACCCACGGCGUCUUCAAGGGCGACGUUUCUGCUCAGGAUGGAAAGCUCGUCAUCAAUGGAAAGGCUAUCUCCGUCUUCAACAACCGAGACCCCGCCGAGAUCCAGUGGGGAUCUGCCGGAGCCGACUUCGUCGUCGAAUCUACCGGCGUCUUCACCACCAUUGACAAGGCUUCCGCUCACUUGAAGGGUGGUGCUAAGCAUGUUAUCAUCUCCGCUCCUUCCGCUGAUGCUCCUAUGUUCGUCGUCGGUGUCAACGAAGAUAAAUACGAAUCCUCGAUGAAGAUCGUUUCUAACGCUUCCUGCACCACCAACUGCCUUGCUCCCCUCGCCAAGGUUGUCAACGACACCUUCGGUAUUGAGGAGGGUCUCAUGACCACCGUCCACGCUUACACCGCCACCCAGAAGACCGUCGAUGGUCCCUCUGGCAAGGCCUGGCGAGAUGGCCGAGGCGCCGGACAGAACAUCAUCCCCGCCUCUACUGGUGCCGCCAAGGCCGUCGGAAAGGUCAUCCCCGAGCUCAACGGAAAACUCACUGGUAUGGCCUUCCGAGUGCCAACCCCCAACGUUUCCGUUGUCGAUCUCACUUGCCGACUCCAGAAGCCCGCUUCUCUUGAGGAAAUCAACGCCGCCAUCCGAUCUGCCGCUGAGGGCAAGAUGAAGGGCGUCCUCGGAUACACCGAAGAUAUGGUCGUCUCUUGCGACUUCAACGGCAGCACCUUCUCCUCGAUCUACGACGCCAAGGCCUGCAUCCAGCUCAACAACCAGUUCGUCAAGCUCGUCUCCUGGUAUGACAACGAAAACGGCUACUCCAACCGAGUCGUCGACCUCAUCAAGGUCAUGGCGGCCAAGGAGUAA
Oikopleura dioica is the source of this 1002-nucleotide messenger RNA. The record is from the annotation of a GenBank genome assembly. Lineage: Eukaryota; Metazoa; Chordata; Appendicularia; Copelata; Oikopleuridae.